AAAUGCACGUGCUAUUUCUGUCCAAAAGCUGGAACAACGAGUUUGCCCUCGCAUUCUGGAUUUCUGUGUUGCCACCCAUUCAAGUCACAGCUUGCUUGCUCCGGUGAAAGCAUUUGCUUUGUUAACUCCUCAGAGGAGGCAAUGGAGGGCUUUAAGCUGUAUUAUACUUCUCAUCUGAAUGUAGAUACUGCAGCUCCUUUCAGCGACCUGUCUCAUCCUAUUGACAAUAUGCAUGAAACCAGCAGGGAACGUCAAAGGGAAAGUCUAGUUUCUGCCACGGAGAAUGAAGCAACCUUUCCGGACACGAACACAAUGAUGCUGAGGCCAACACCGUCCACGCUAGAUGAGGAAGAAGAACAGCUGGAAGAAGUCAAAGACAGUGAUAACAGCAGAGUGAUGGAGCAAUCUGACAGAAUUGAGCAGAUGAACCUGGAGUCUAAAGAUCCAGCAAUGAGCAAAUCUAUUCGCUCGUACUUAGAUGAAAGUUUGCCGGACCUGCUCAGAAGUGGGAGUCCGCUCAGGAGACGAGUAUCAAGCCCAGUGUCAGACACGUUAAAGCAGAUGCGUCGGGAGGUGGAACUGUCUCGGCGUAGGAGUAUAAAACUGAAGGCUCAAGUGGAUAAACUUCAGGAGCAGAGCCAGGAUGGACUAGUCUGGAGUCAAGACAGAGAGCGGGUGACAGAGGAGAUUCAGUCCAUCGUAAAGCUCCUGAUGCCUCUGACUGAUUCAGAGCCCACAGCAGAUGUUUCUUCCAAGAGCCACUCACUGGAUAUGGCACUGUCUCAGCUGAAGAACAUUGCACGCUCACUUGCUCUCAACCACACAUCUCAAGGAAUCGCCAAAGACAGGACAUCAGACGAUGCUGCUGUAUUACAACAAGCUCUACGGGAUCGCGACGAUGCUCUCGCAAAGAAAAAAGCCAUGGAGACAGAGCUUCUGAAAAGCAAGACAGAAAUGAUGUCUCUGAAUAAUCAGCUCCUGGAGGCAGUGCAGCGGAGACUGGAGAUGGCUCUCGAGCUGGAGGCUUGGAAGGACGAUGUGCAGACCAUUAUACACCACCAGCUCCUGAGUCAGCAGCAGGCAGAACAGGCCCAGAAGAAAUCCAGAGGUUUUGGUGUACUGAGGCGCUCCAAACAGCCCAGUCCAAUCCAGCCCAGUCCAAUCCAGUCUCCGGUAGUCAGCCGGGCGUCCUCUCCUUCUUCCUCUGUGUCCCCCAAUACACCUGUGGCCCAGCGCUGGAAAGACAGACUGAGACGAGGACGGGCCAGUCAGCUUUCCUCUGUCGUCUAUGACAAUUCAGGCAGCCCGUCCCCACAGGACUCUCCGGUCAGCAACAAGGAAGACAGUUUCCAAACAGUCUCUCUUGACUGAGCUUUCAUUCUGAUCUGUCUUAUAACCUAGAACUGAUUGGUUCUGCUGUUCUGAGUGUGUGAAUGGUUUAUCUACAGUGUUUUACUUUGAACUGGUACCAAAAAAAUAACAGAAGACAUGAACAAAUUCUUCUGUUGUAAAUUGUAAAAAUUAAAUGUAUACUUUUGAAGGAUUUACAGAUUAAAAUUGAUUUUAUGGA
Molecule: messenger RNA, 1570 nt
Organism: Hemibagrus wyckioides
Lineage: Eukaryota; Metazoa; Chordata; Actinopteri; Siluriformes; Bagridae
Gene: bicdl2l
Product: bicaudal-D-related protein 2-like
Exons: 6
Coding region: 142-1371 (409 amino acids)
Biological process (GO): Golgi to secretory granule transport; vesicle transport along microtubule
Source: RefSeq, a predicted model, not a curated record